AUGGCUCGAAGGCUUCUGAACCUAGAAGAGAUAGACAUUUCACGUGCCCACGAAUUAAAGAAAAUGUACCCACAAAAGAUGGAGACAGCAACAAGAAUACCAGCUCAUGCGUUAUUUCGGAAAGUUCAGAAUGAUCACAAAGCAAGAGGAAUAGGACUAAUCCUCUGUCAGCAACUGAAAUUGAGUGAUUGA
Messenger RNA from Dovyalis caffra, 192 nucleotides. The record is from the annotation of a GenBank genome assembly. NCBI's taxonomy places the organism in Eukaryota, Viridiplantae, Streptophyta, Magnoliopsida, Malpighiales, Salicaceae.